CUUAGUUGACUAGUGUCAAUUAGUGUAUUCUCAGCCUGUCGGCUCUCCCUCUCCCUCUCAUGGCUGGCUAUGGGGGCGGUGCUCACCCUAUCAGUCAUCAUGCAGAAUACAACCAUGUAAGCCCACACCCCCAACUAGAUUGAGCACUGUCGUCAACCAUCCGGUGCCAAGCUUCGGCCUUCUUAUGGCAGUGGGGGCGAGAGUCUAGAAAAACCAGAAUCCACGAGCGUGAUUUUGGGGCCAGAAGUCCAAGUAUGGCUUCACACGUGGGUUUAUGCAGGAUGGCACGCCCGUCAGCAGCAUGGCACACUGCAUAGCAUUCCUGCCCCUCCUCAAAUGGGGGCCAGGGCUCAGCCUACCAUGCCCAUUGAAAGGAUACAUAUGAGCCUUAUGGUCACCCAAACCUGCUCGCCGGCCUUUUCUCUGGCUCCCGCUUGUUGUUUCAAGUCGGUCGUCAUUUCUCAUGUUUGACCCUCGCUCGCCGACCGUGGAUGAGCAGGAGUCACAGUCACACCAGCCGCUGGCUCUGGGACUGUGUAUCUCCCUGCUUAUCCUGGGAAAUAUCGCCGUCGCCAUCAGGGUACACGUUCAAUGCCAUUUCCAUAAGCGCCCUUUGGUGGAAGAUUACGCUCUUAUCGUGGCUCUGGCUUUCGCCAAUCUCGUAUCCAUCGCAACCCUAGUUGGCACGCGUUAUGGAUUUGGCCUUCAUUCAUCCAGAAUCUCAUCCAGCGCUUACCUCACGUUCCAUGUCAAGUCAGCCUACGUGUGUAUGUGGUUGAUUGCUGUCUUUUAUGGACCGGCAAUGCUGGCCGCAAAGGUAGCCAUGCUACUCUACUAUCGACGCAGAUUGCCGCUUGAACUUGCCUCUCUGCGGAUUAUCUGGUGGGGGAAUCUAGUAUACACCAUACUCUGGGCUGCGGGGUCAACCAUCGCCUCGAUCCUUUCGUGCAUCCCCGUCAGCUAUUAUUGGAACUGCCUAGACUUGUCUUUGGACCUUCACGGCAGCUGCAGUGAUUUCAAGACCUCCAACACACCACCUGCUGUUCUGGACCUUGUCUCCGAUCUUGCCAUGCUUCUUCUCCCUGCUGUAACAAUCACGACUCUCAAGUUGCCAGUGACCAGACAAAAUGCCCUCAUUACCGUCUUCUGCAUCGGUGUCUUGAUUUGCGCCGUCGCCGUCGCCCGCAUCGCCCUGCUUGAAACGACCUCUCACUUGAACUCAGACUUGACGUACGCAGGCGCCCCCUUCCAUAUCCUCGCGAGCGUGCAACUGCAUCUUGCUAUCAUCUGUGCUUCGGCCGUCCCCAUCGCUGUGUGUCUCCGUCUUUCCUGGCGCGCCGCCACAUCGAACGAUCCGACUACCCGCUGCGGCGGAUACGUCUACCCGAUGGAGCCGGCCACCGGUAAGACGUCGACAGCACGCAAGCAGAAGGCAGGACGGUCGGGUGCUUCCAGCAGUACAGAGCAGCUGCGACAGGGACAACACUCGCGCGAUAACACGGCAACGCCGCAGUUGCAUCAGAUUAUGGUGAAGAUGGAUGUGGAAGUGGCGCAUUGA
This is a messenger RNA of Aspergillus homomorphus CBS 101889, 1558 nucleotides long. RefSeq lists its product as uncharacterized. The record is from RefSeq and is a predicted model, not a curated record. The coding region runs from base 464 to 1558 and encodes 364 amino acids. Lineage: Eukaryota; Fungi; Ascomycota; Eurotiomycetes; Eurotiales; Aspergillaceae. The transcript has 4 exons.